GUCUGGACUGACACGGCGGGAUCUACGACGCGUUCGGAUGCAGAGAUGGCGAAUAUCGCCAACGGCAAACGGCCCGCUCGCAGAUGAGCAGCACCUCGCCAGAGCGGCACACGUCCAGCAGGAAACGAAAUGAAGCCGCGAUCACAAACGUCGUCGGAAGCGACCACGUAACGAGUGCGGAACUCUACCACAGCAGGGCUGAACAACGAUCCCACCACAUUUCGGAGAAAUCUCCAUCGACCUCAUCCCAGAAACAAUGCUCCGAAGGGCCUUUGCGGGCAAUUUCCAACACCUGCGUAGGAUUGCCAAAUACGAGCCCUCUGUUCCAACAAGGGCAAUCGUUUUUGCUGUUGUGGCGCAGCUCAAAAGCGACCCAGUCACCGCCACGACUAGAGCUGCACAACAAUAUCGCAAGUCCACUGCAUUGGGCCACUUUCUCCAAGCAGUCGUCGCUUGCGGUCACUCAUAUUCCCGGCGAAGCUGUGUGACGUACCAAAUGGGCCAGCGUGCAGCGAUAAUACCAAAUUGCCAAUCUGCCUAUUCCGCAUUCAACGUCCUCGCCACGGGACACGCUCUCGCAUUUGACUCCAAAACGAGACAACAGACAACCGACAACAUCUGCCAACAGACUGUCAUCAAUGACGAACGCAUUUCUCUCCGGCCUGAUGAGACGACAUGCCUUUCUGCAGGUACAGCUCCAGCCCAUGACUCUCAGCAGCUCCUCCCAGGUCCGACUGUUUGAUAUCCCGGCGCCGAAGCGCUUCGCUACACAUCGCUACUGAUCAAGUACAACAUGAUCCCGGAUCUUCACACAGGGCUGACAGCAACUGUAGCGACAAGCCCUCCGCCAACAGCCUGCGCGGUUGAAACGGAAACCCAAACCCGAUUUGAGUUCACCACGGAUACAUGUCACUUCGGAACACCUGACACCUGACAUUCUUGCUGCAUCAAGUGCAUUCCACGUGCAUUUGAGGCUGGAGUUCGACACCUGUCUCAGCCUCAUCGUCCGCAGACGUUCGACGAUCUAUGAUGAUCCAUCUCAACUGCAUCGUGCGUUACCGAACUUUACCUGCCUUCUGUGCUUCAUGCACGUGCGAGGUUCAAGUACACAUCGUAGCAUCAUACCGCAUGCUGGACCAGACAUGACUGCUCGAUGCCGAACAUCACACUCCGACUGCUCCUUCCACAACAAAAUACCAAGCAGUCUCUCUAAGUGAACCACACUCGACACCCUAAUUUCAACCUUGCACCUUGCAGAGAACAUGCGAACCAAUGCGACCGUUGCUUGCAGUUGCUCAAAUACUCCAUUCACUAUCCACUGCCACCAACUGCUAACGCUUUCCCCCUUCACCCACAACCUGUCCAAGCGCAAUCAACGCCACCUCCGCC
Molecule: messenger RNA, 1389 nt
Organism: Cercospora beticola
Lineage: Eukaryota; Fungi; Ascomycota; Dothideomycetes; Mycosphaerellales; Mycosphaerellaceae
Source: RefSeq, a predicted model, not a curated record